CGUUGCGGUCAAAUGUGUGAUUUUGAAAUAGAUGAAUGAAAAGUUAGGUUAAUUCACGAUAUCGAAAUAGAUGCAUAAAAAGUUAGGUUAAGUUUUUAGAAUUGUUAUUUGUUUGAUUAUAAUUAUGACUUCUCCGUUUUUGAUAAUACAAAGAUGUAUAUCAACUUCUUGUAUUAGUUAUGGAAAGAAAAAUUUUCGUAAAUUUGAACUUAUCAAUAAACGUGGUGGUCGAGUUUUCAAAGAAAGGCAAAGGACAGAUCCAUAUCCGGAAUAUCCAAUAGACAAAAGAGGAGUAAGAGAUGUAGGUUUCAAAAUAGGAAAAAAAUAUGUUUGUAUACCAGAAAUGAUACCGGAACUUAUCGUUCCAUCUUUAGAAGGUUUUAAUUUGAAACCUUAUGUGUCAUAUAAAGCGGAAGUUAGUCAAGGAGAAUUUACAGCUCAAGAUCUCUUCAACGAGAUAUAUGCUAAAAAGAUCAAAGAGGAUUUUGAGAAAGAUGAUUUACAUCCCAAUGGAGAUCCUAAGAAUCCUAGUGAAUACGAGAAACUUACUCCAGAAGAAGCAUUAGAUCGUGCUAAGAAAACUGGCACUGAUAUAUUUUGUGAUGGUGUUCCUAGCAGCUACAUUCGUGAAUAGGAAAUAUUUCUGUAUCAUACGGUAACAAAGAGAUGCUAUUAAAACAUUAUCAAUGUUUUAAACUGGAAUGUGGUGUUAUAUUUAAUGUUAUAAUAAAUUAUAAAUAAGUAUUUCUAUAUAUAUAUAUAUAAAUAUAUUUAAAUUGAAUUUAAUAUUAACUCCUUGUACUAUAACAAAGUGUAAGACUCUUAUGAUAUGCUUUAUAACUUAUGGCAUAAACACGAGUCUUGCUCGUAGUGAAUCUUAUGGAUUAAACAUAAAAAGCACAAAUAUGGAAUGUAGCUCCAUGUGUUAAAUUGUAAUAUGAAGGAUUAGUUAAAUUUCUAUACAUAUUAAUAGAUGAAGAAAUUAAAUCAAAGUUUUGAUCCUCAUAUGUUUUUAUUUGGUACAUUCUAUGCACGCGCUUAUACAUAUGUAGAUGAUUUAUAAACAGUAACUACUGAACUAUCAUUUGUAACGAAUAAAGAAACGAGCAAAUAUCUAUUUUCUCUAGGAGGACAAAAAUGGAGUUUCCAUAUACAUCUUUAUUAACUCGUGUGUGUGUGUGUUUAUGUGUAUGUCUGUUAUUAUUUAUAAUAUCUCUCUGUAUGAUGGUAAACUCGUGUGGCAGUCUUAAUUCAAUAGCAAAUCAUUGCUCUACCAAAUAUCGCAGAUGUUAUUUUGUGUUAGACCGUGCAUUGCAAAACCAAUAAUCGAUAAUAUCUUACAAACAGUCUUUUUACAAAGUAUAUAUAUAAAUACAUAUUUAUAUAUAUACUAAAAUUAAAGACACAUACACUAGCAUAUAUUAUCUUGAUGCGCGUAGAGAUGAAAUGAAUUUUAUUGCUGAUUACAAAUGAAUGGAAUACAUCAUUUAAAAUGA
Polistes dominula (European paper wasp) is the source of this 1496-nucleotide messenger RNA. RefSeq names its product mitochondrial ribosomal protein L41 (gene mRpL41). Gene Ontology annotation, molecular function: structural constituent of ribosome. Lineage: Eukaryota; Metazoa; Arthropoda; Insecta; Hymenoptera; Vespidae. Gene Ontology annotation, biological process: translation. The record is from RefSeq and is a predicted model, not a curated record. Gene Ontology annotation, cellular component: mitochondrial large ribosomal subunit.